Molecule: messenger RNA, 402 nt
Organism: Saprolegnia parasitica CBS 223.65
Lineage: Eukaryota; Oomycota; Saprolegniomycetes; Saprolegniales; Saprolegniaceae
Exons: 2
Coding region: 1-402 (133 amino acids)
Source: RefSeq, a predicted model, not a curated record
AUGAUGUACUUUUGCCCGCCGCCCGCGGCCGCGGUCAAGGUCGAGGCCGAGAAGCCGCGCGUCCAAGGCGCGUGGUCGGAUCUCGAGCACAAGCGGUUCCUUAUCGGGCUCGAUCUGCACCCCAAGGGCCCAUGGAAAGCAAUCGCUUCGUUUAAGCUCUUCCGCAAGAUGCGCCUCGCCGCAACGUCCAACGAGCCGGCCGCGAUGGCCCAGCACGGUAUCAUGGCGCUCGUCAAGCACGAGAUUGGAUCGCUGGCCAUCGAGCCGCUGCCGUUCAGCAACGCAUGCAGUACUGCCGACGGCAAUGAUGCGACACGUAUCAAGACGGAAGACAGCAUGGACGACGAGUCCUUGCCGUCGCUGGACGAGUGCGUGGCCUUUUUCUACCACACGCUUGCAUGA